This is a messenger RNA of Eucalyptus grandis, 708 nucleotides long. RefSeq names its product wiskott-Aldrich syndrome protein family member 2. The record is from RefSeq and is a predicted model, not a curated record. The coding region runs from base 30 to 431 and encodes 133 amino acids. Lineage: Eukaryota; Viridiplantae; Streptophyta; Magnoliopsida; Myrtales; Myrtaceae. The transcript has 2 exons.
GCAACGACCCGUCUUUCUCUCUCUAGAAAAUGCCGAUUCUCUCACCUUUGACGUCGCUUCACGCGCCGCCGCCGAGCUCGAUAGCUCCUCUGUUGUUCUCCUCCUCCUUCCGAAUCCCCUGCUCUCCAUUCUGCGCUUCCCCCUUCGAGGCCAACCGCGCUUCGUCUCCGCCAAUCGAUCUCGGCCGUCCACCCCUGCCAUGCCGCCGCCGCCGCCUCGGGGCUGCUCGUGGUCCGCCCCCGCCGCCGGAGCCCGGUCCUCCGUCCGAAAAUGGCUCUCGCCGGCUCAGGAGCGUUGCAGCAUCUUUAUCUAGAGUUCAGGACAGUGUGCAGAUUUUCUUUGCAGUUCUUUUCUGGAUGUCUCUAUUUUUCUGGGCCUCUGCAUGGGACAGGAGAAAUAGACCUAGCAAAGGGUCAAGAUCUAGAAGAUGAUCCAGUUAGUUAUGUUCUGUACAUACCACUUGCAACUGUAAUUACAGUUUAGGAUACGAAUGAUAGUCAAAUAGGUGGUGGAUGCUGUUCCUAUUUUCUUCUUACUUAAUAUAUCCAAGUUCUGUAACAAUUGCAAUUGCUAGACUCAUGUUAGAUAUACAUUCAAUUUGGCAGAAUUUAGGUUCAUUUGAUUACCUUCUAUCAGAGCAAUAUCCUGUUUAGCUUCUUUGAUUUACUACACCAUUGGAGGAGAUAGAUCUCCAAACGAAUACCCCAA